Panicum virgatum (switchgrass) is the source of this 4216-nucleotide messenger RNA. RefSeq names its product wall-associated receptor kinase 5-like. Gene Ontology annotation, biological process: cell surface receptor signaling pathway; protein phosphorylation. Gene Ontology annotation, molecular function: calcium ion binding; polysaccharide binding; protein serine/threonine kinase activity. NCBI's taxonomy places the organism in Eukaryota, Viridiplantae, Streptophyta, Magnoliopsida, Poales, Poaceae. Gene Ontology annotation, cellular component: plasma membrane. The transcript is spliced from 4 exons. Bases 1851 to 4112 code for a protein of 753 amino acids. The record is from RefSeq and is a predicted model, not a curated record.
UAUAGAAAUACCAGGCUUUCAUCCCUUACUAGUAGAAUAUAUACAACUAUGGAAGGAAUGCUCUCGGCGUCUUAGGGAAGAAAGAACACACUUGCUUGGCAAAAGAACAUCUCCGAGAUGGAGCUGUGGCAGUCACCGCAUGCAUACUAAUAAGUUACAUUUUCUUUAAAAAAAUGGAGAGCUUGUUAUAGGCAAGGUCUAAAAGAUCAUUUUAAACCAUGAUUGUUCACAAAAUCAGAAAUCCAAACCAUUUCUUUAACUAUCAUUUGGUACAACAUAUUGUAACUAGUUUUUUCGUAUCAUGCUACUGACUUGGACCAUGAAUAAAUUGGAUGUAGUUUUAUGGAGACAGCGCAACUAUUUUUUCUUGACAUAUAAAUAAGGUUAAAUAUAUAAUAAAAAGAACGAUAACUUUAAAUGUAGUCCGGUAGUCCCACAAGUAAGAAUCCAAUUUGCCUAUACUUAAUAAUAAAUAAGGGAGUGAAUAGUUGAUAACAUGCCACUACCUAGAAGGGCGCACGUUGGGUUAAGCACAUUUAGCUCAGCUAGUGCAAUCCAAUGUUUAAUUCUAGCAAGAGCAUGUUUGGUAUCGUAGCUGAAAACAGCCAAAGAGAUCAAAAUUCAUAAGUCCAAAGUUGACCAAGAACAACAAUAAUUAACAGCCGGCUAGUAAAUAGAAACCCCAUAGUAUAUAAUAAGGUGCUACUUAUAGAUGGCCAAAUAGGUGGCGUGGUACGGUCCGUUAAGGCACGAACGGGUUGUGCCGUGCCUACCCACGGGCUGAGGUGCCGGUCUUGGCACGACACUUGUGCACCCAAGCUGUGCCAUGACAGCCCAUCGGCCCAUUUAGCCCACAAAGGUCCGUCAGCUGUGCUGCUGUCGAAGGUGGAGCCGCUGUGAAGGGAAGGGAGGAGGCCGCUCCGGCUGCCACGGGGAAAGGAGCCGACGUGGCUAAUGCGCCGCCGCGUGGGAAAGGGAGGCUGCCAGGGCGCCGACUAUGGCAACGCACGGGGAAGGGAGGUGACCGACACCGGCCUGGCCGCGCCGUGCAGGGAGGGGUGGAGGGCGGGGGCUGCUGCAUCGCCGUGCGGGAAGGAGAUGAGGCCAUUCACCUUUUGCACGCUUGCGCCACCGUGCGCAAAGGGAGGAGGGUCAGCCGCCAGUUGCGCCACCGUGGGGGUAGGGAGUUGGGAGGGCUGGCACCAGCUGCGCCACCGCCUGGGAAGGGAGAAGGAAGGGGCAGAACCGGUCGUGCCACCCCAGGGAAGGGAUGAGAGAGGGUUGGUGUUGUCCCCACUACCGCUAGGAAAGGGAGGUGGGCCGGCUGCCGGCCUAACCACCGUGACCGACUGGAGGUGGAUGGGAGUGGGUGGGGUUGGAGUUAGGGUUUGCUGAGAAAAUGAGUAUAUAUGGGAGCUGGAUGUGUGAAUUUUGUGUGGUGGGUUGGUAGUUUGGGCCGCUAUGGGGCCAACCGCUAAUCGUGUCGUGCCUGGGCCGGCCCACAUGCUGAGGUGGCAGCCCAAGCAUGGCACGAGGCACGGGCCCAACAGACAUCGUGUUGUGCUGUCUGGGCUGGGCCACAAUACCAUGCCACAGGCCGGCCCACAGCCUCGUGCCUGAUGGCUAUAUAUAGGUGUACAACAUAUGCAUUUGGAUAAUAUAUAUUUUGUACCUUGAUAUUAUAACAAACCAGCUUUAUUGGAAGUAGAUUCCUAUCCUUAUUUAGUUACAUUUGUAUUGUAUAUGUAUCUACUUGAUAUAUCAGUAUAAAUCUGGUUUAAGUGGACAUAUAUUUGAAAGGUUAUUUGCGCACAUAACAUGGUUUCAACUUUAUUUUCCAGCCAAAAAGCAUGGAAGUAGUUGUGAUGCUCGGCCAUGGUCUUCUACUUGUUGUGGCAUACUGUACCGCUGCAACAGCUGUUCCUAGCUCUGAAUGCCAAAGGCAGUGUGGCAAUGUUGAAAUACUGUACCCGUUUGGCAUCGGCACGAACUGCUCCAUGCCAGGAGGCUUCGGAGUCACCUGCCAACUGGACCAAAAUGGCUUCUCCAAACCAUUCAUCGUUGGCCGUGAGCUUCUCGACAUUUCCUUGACCAAUAGCACGAUCCGGGUGCUCAACCCCAUCACGACCUACUGCUACAACGACUCCACCUCCGAGCAGCUCAUGUUAAAUGGCACUACCACAGUGACGUCCGACAUUGAUAGGAAUUCCCCUUUCCAUUUCUCGGAUGUUCGCAACAAGUUCACCGUCAUCGGGUGCAACACCCUUGGCUUCAUCGCCAACAACAAUAGUGGCUCGGAGUACCUAACCGGGUGCUUCUCGUACUGCAGUAGAAAUAUGUCUAACCAGACGGAUAACUCAUGCUCAGGGUUGGGCUGCUGCCAGACAGGCAUACCCAAGGGGAUGGACUUCAGCCUUGUUAACCUAUGCGUCAUCAAGGAUGACGCCUCCAACACAAGCCAAACCAGGGAGGGGGUUGGGCAACGGUGCAGCUACGCCGUGCUCAUGGAGGCAGCGGCAUUUAGCUUCCGCACCAAGUACAUCACCACGACAGAAUUCAGGGACAUGGCUGCGGGGCGGGCACCUGCAGUUCUUGACUGGUUUAUUGCAAACGAGACAUGUGAGGUGGCCGAACGGAACCUGUCAGGGAGUUACGCAUGCUGCAGCGCCAACAGCAAGUGCUCUGAUGCUACCAGUGUGUCUGUAGGGUACGUGUGCAACUGCUCAAGAGGUUAUGAGGGCAAUCCAUAUCUUCCAGAUGGAUGCAAAGAUGUGGAUGAAUGCAAUAUUGGGCGGCCAUGUCCUUCGGACGGCGUUUGCCACAACACAGUGGGAGGAUACCGAUGUUCUUGUCCAACAGGAAGGAAAUAUUCUCAGUCAAACAAUACAUGUGUCCCUAAUACCGGCUUGAUAAUAGGAGUUACAAUGGGCUUUCUUGGUCUCAUGAUUUUCUCUUUAUGCGGGUACAUGAUUUAUCAAAAAAGGAAGCUGAAAAAAGUCAAACAGGAGUACUUUCGUCAGCACGGGGGCUUGAUUUUGUUCGAGACAAUGAAGUCAGAAAAAGGUCUCGCUUUCACGGUAUUUAGUGAAGAUGAACUCAGACAGGCCACAAACAACUACCAUAAGAGCAGAAUAAUUGGAAAAGGAGGCCAUGGAACGGUCUACAAGGGUGUAGUUAAGGGUAAGCCCGUUGCAAUUAAGAGAUGUACACUCAUUGAUGAAAGGCAAAAGAAAGAGUUUGGGCAAGAAAUGCUAAUACUUUCUCAAAUCAAUCACAAAAACAUUGUCAAGCUCGUGGGCUGUUGCCUUGAGGUGGAAGUUCCCGUGCUAGUUUAUGAGUACAUCCCAAAUGGCACAAUGUACGAGCUUAUCCAUGGUAGGAAUCAAGAAUUGCAAAUAUCUUUCAGCACUCUCCUAAGGGUUGCACAAGAAGCAGCUGAAGGACUCAGCUUCCUACAUUCUUACGCAUCUCCCCCAAUUCUCCAUGGUGACGUGAAAACUGCCAACAUCCUUCUUGAUGAAAACUACAUGGUUAAAGUCUCAGACUUUGGGGCCUCCAUACUAGCCCCAUCUGACAAGGAGCAGUACGUAACAAUGGUUCAAGGCACCGCGGGUUAUCUUGACCCAGAGUACAUGCAGACAUGCCAAUUGACUGAGAAAAGUGAUGUGUACAGCUUUGGGGUUAUUCUUCUUGAGGUCCUCAUCGGCGAGGUUCCACUAAAACUGUACGGGCCUGAGACAAAACGAAGCUUGACAUCAAAUUUCUUGUCUGCCAUGAAAGAGAACAGCCUUUCUACGGUGGUGCCAAGCCAUAUAUCAGAGCAAGAAAGCACUGAACUGAUUAGAGGACUUGCAGAGCUAGCAACGAAUUGUCUGGAUAUGUGCAGCAGCAAUAGGCCCUCCAUGAAAGAGAUCGCUGACGAGCUCAGCAGAUUGAGGAAACUUUCAAUCCAUCCUUGGGUACAACUCACUAUGGAAGAGACGGAGUCACAACGACUUCUUCGUGGACCAGCACAUACUAGUUUUGAAACAGAAAGUAGUGUUAUAGAGUAUUCUGGGCCGGAUGGUGCGAAUCAGCUGAUAAACCCAGCAAGUUCGUUUUAUGCAAGGUGACCAGAGAAUGAAUGUAAUACUCUAUUAAGAUUUGUAUUAUUUGUUUAAAUAGAUACCGUCCCAACUCUCAAGAAUAAGUGCCCUCUCCUGUAAUAUGAAGAGCA